AUGCCUCCCAAAGAGGAAAAUGGCGCCGCUCCACUCCUCCUCAAGGGCUUCGACGCAAAGGAGCAGCGUCUCCUAGCCGCUGCAUUCAUCGCUACGACCGACAACGGCAAGAUCGACUACGGCAUCAUGGAGGAAUUGACCGGCCACACGCAAGGCACGCUCAAGAAAUUCUGGCCUCCCGUCAAGCGCAAGGCCGCGGAUCUGCACCCCUCCUUCGCCAAAGCCCAAGGUCUCGUCCCCGAGUCCGGUACCACUGGUGCUGAGGCUACGACUCUGACUCCAGCUCCGGGUCAAGCUCCAGUUCCCAAGCCAGGCAAGAAGCGCAAGGCUGCUGCUGCUCCCGCCGAGGCCGAAGAUGGCGAGGAGAAGGCGAGGAGAACGAAGACCGCUGCGAAGGGGAAGAAAUACCCUGCGGCUACGAAUGAGGAGAAGGAGGAGUAA
Westerdykella ornata is the source of this 441-nucleotide messenger RNA. RefSeq lists its product as uncharacterized. The transcript is spliced from 4 exons. The record is from RefSeq and is a predicted model, not a curated record. The coding region runs from base 1 to 441 and encodes 146 amino acids. Lineage: Eukaryota; Fungi; Ascomycota; Dothideomycetes; Pleosporales; Sporormiaceae.